AAUCAAUCGACCUUUGAAGAACUUAAAAAACAAAAAUUUGCAGGGCCGGGCCCAGCAUGACAAGCCCACUAUGAUUCAUUAACCUACCAAAGAACCGCCUUUCCAACAAUCUGGACAGCGAUUCUGCCACGUAUUAAAAAACACCAUUUCAAAAACCCGCUCUAACGGCUAGCUCGCUUUCUUUCAAUUUGAAACCCCAAAACCAGAGAAGUCUAACAAAAAAGAGCAAGAAAUCAUUUUUUUCUACCAAAGCCCUAAUCUUGCUUGAAUCCAGUUGGAUAAUUACUCUCAGUUCAUCGUUAUCUCUACCAUUUCUUUUUAUUUUUUUAUUAAUUGAUUCAUAAGCGACAAUCAUUAUAGGGGUUUUCCUUUUAUCAAGAUCACUUCUUUUUGUAGAAAGAUUUCAAAUUCUAGGGUUUCUUUUUUCUUGAUUAAGAUCAAAAAAUGGAUCUUCCUGUCGAAAUCGACGAUUACAUAAAAGAAACAAUAGACGACUCUUUAGGCCUCCCAGUCUCUAUCCACACUCUCCAGUCGAAGCUCCGCUCCUCCGAGGAUGCCCACCGCCGCCUCCGCGACCAAUACGUUCUUCUCGUCGAGAAAUUGCGCCAGAAAAACCAUAUCAUUGACAGAACCAAGGCGGAAGCUAAUAUGAAUGCGUUGGCUUUGAAGAAGUUUGUGAAGGAGAAUCAGAGAUUGGCGGCGGAGUGUGCUAAUUUGGUAAAUCAGUGUAACAAAUGGGAGAGGGAAUGUUCGCUUUACGAUCACGACCGUGAGGCUUUAAUGGAUUUUGGAAACGAGGCAGACGAGAGAGCAAAAGAGGCCGAGUUUAGAGUUCGUGAGUUGGAAGAGGUCUUGGCGAAGUUGUCAGAGGAAUUGCGGUUUUACAAGCAUCAGAAAGAGAGGCCAGAGGUUGAUUCAUCUUCUAAGAGCACAGAUAUGGAACAGAAUUUACUUGAAUCCAUUUUAGCUACAUGGGUCAGUGAAAAUGAAGUUGGACUGGGUCAUGCUUUUUUGGAGGCAAACAGUGGAUAUGAGUCAUGUCAGAACCUGCUGAAAAUCUUGGGGCCAUCAACUCAGAAAAUCUUAUCCUUGGCUGCUAAAGUGAAGACUCUUCAAGAAGACAAGGAACAUCUCAGAAUCAAUCUUAAUAGGGCUGAAGAGGAGGUCAACUUGCUUUUCCAAGCAAACUAUGUGUUGGACAAGGAGAACAAAAGAUUGUUGAAGCAACACCACCAAGACCAGAACCUUGAUGGUUCCGAUGGAAAACAUACCAACAGUGCUUCUGCCAAGAGGAACAAGCGAAAAUCAAGUCCAAAGAUGAGUAGCCCAAUUGAGAUGAAGAUUGAUUCGAAGGAUAUAGAUUCAAUGAGACAGCCUUUAUCACCUUUGCAGCACAAUUCCCCUGAAUGUAGAAUGCAUAAGAAGUGAUAACAAAUUAUUUUCUAACAUGUAGUUUCUUCUAAUACUCCGGGUAAUUCUCUGUAUUUGGAUAUUGUUACUGCCGCUUCCCAUUGUUACAGUAUAGCUUUUCCUCAAGCUAUAUGUUACAUGUUGCCGUAACUCUUUAAUGAGACGGCCUUUUAUCAUUUUUGCCGCAAAAUGUCCCUGAAUGUAGAAUGCAUAAGAAUUGAUAACCGAUUCUUUUGUAUGUUGGAUAGUGUUACUAAUGGGAGAAUAGCUUUUCCUCAAGCUAUAGGCUGCUCGAAUUAAUAUCAAUUAACUCCUUUUCUUCUUUUUUACUUA
Messenger RNA from Jatropha curcas, 1743 nucleotides. RefSeq lists its product as uncharacterized. The record is from RefSeq and is a predicted model, not a curated record. Lineage: Eukaryota; Viridiplantae; Streptophyta; Magnoliopsida; Malpighiales; Euphorbiaceae.